CCACAAACGCCCUACUAAUCUUCCUACACGACCCAAUUCUACGACAUGUUUACGAGAAAUUCAAGCGUCCAACUGCCCCCGCCGGCAAUGGCGCGACACGACUCGGGAUUCACUCCCACACUUCCGACUUCGCGGCGGCGGCAGACCCUCCAGCGGGGCGACAGUCAAAACACGCGCUACAUGAACAUGCUUCUGGCGCUGGACGGCAUCCCCCGGCUGCACAACAUGCUCGCCUCGUUCUUCACGUGGAUUCUGCUCGCCGGAUUCGUCCUGUUGCCCGGAACGUUCACCAGCCUGCAGAAGGCGAACACGAGCACGUCGAGUGAGGCCGAGAGGCGGUUUAUCGGGGCCAUUCAGCACACGCCGCUCUUCGUCAUAGCAUUUCUGUGUGCUGGGAUAGGCGCUGCGGGAAUGGUCUGGCUGUGGUGGAGAUGGAACAAGAACUUCAUCUGGCUCAAUAACCGCAUCUUCCUACCGGGCACUCUCAACUCCCUUGCGGGCAUUGUCUCGACGCUUGUCAACGUCUACGGUGUGCAGCACGGCGAAUUCAUCGGCUCUUCGAAGGUCACACUCAUCGUCACCGUGGCCGCAGCGCUCAUCUGCGGGACCUUGACCCUGUUGUAUAGCGCCGUUUUCCUGAGGGGCGUCAAGAGGAUGCAUGACAGGGAAGUCGGGCGAGAACGCGCAGGACAACACGGCGAAGGAAUCAUCGAAGAGAUCAAGCGUAAGGCUGGAGAGAUCGAACCUGAGGUAAGGGUAGUGUGA
Molecule: messenger RNA, 765 nt
Organism: Mycena citricolor
Lineage: Eukaryota; Fungi; Basidiomycota; Agaricomycetes; Agaricales; Mycenaceae
Source: the annotation of a GenBank genome assembly